Molecule: messenger RNA, 1337 nt
Organism: Bufo bufo (common toad)
Lineage: Eukaryota; Metazoa; Chordata; Amphibia; Anura; Bufonidae
Product: C-X-C chemokine receptor type 6-like
Exons: 2
Coding region: 104-1111 (335 amino acids)
Biological process (GO): immune response; G protein-coupled receptor signaling pathway
Cellular component (GO): membrane
Molecular function (GO): G protein-coupled receptor activity
Source: RefSeq, a predicted model, not a curated record
CCUCCAGGCUGCGGAACGCCGUCUGCAUCUCCUCGUUCAGCUGGAUGUAGUCAGCUUUGAUCUUGGCUUCUCCAUCCUUGGCCGGAUCCUUAGAAGAUUUACAAUGAAGAUGACCUAUGAAGACUACCCGGAGGAGUUCAACAACAACCAUGACCCCGAUGACCACAGCAUGCUCCACGGCAUCUUUCUACCUAUUGCAUAUUCCAUAACUUGUGUUCUUGGGCUUAUCGGAAAUGUGCUCAUUAUAAUCGUAUUUGUGUUUUAUGAAAAGAUAAAGACCCUCACGGACACAUUUUUGGUCAAUUUGGCCGUUGCUGACAUUCUGUUUCUGACCACUCUCCCGUUCCUGGCGUAUGAAUCGGCACAUAGCUGGGUUUUUGGCAACUUCCUGUGUAAGAUGAUAAGGAGCACAUACAGAGUCAAUCUCUAUACGUCCAUGCUGACUCUCACCUCCAUAACUUUUGACAGAUUCAUUUCAAUCACUAAAGUUUCCAAAGCCAAUAAAUACCAAGUGACCAAGCAGAAUUGGAGGUGUGUGGUGUGCGCUUCCCUCUGGGUGCUGGCUCUGGGCCUUGCCAUUCCCCAGUUCAUAUACAAUCGCGUUUCUGAGGACCACCAUUGCUAUGAGAUCUUUGACCCUCCCAUAAUGGAGCUUGUGCUGGUUUCUAUUCAGAUGGCUGUAGGUUUUAUAUUACCCUUGACCUCCAUGAUCUUUUGUUACAGUUUUAUUCUAAGAACUUUGGUUAAUGCCCGAGGUGUCCAGAAGAAGAAGUCAAUGAAGAUAAUAUUGGCCAUAGUGGUUGUGUUUAUAGCCACACAGCUGCCUCAUAAUGCUCUUGUCCUGGCACUUGCCUUAAAAAAAGAUUUCCAUUCAAAUACAUUCUUUGUUAGAGUGAGCAUAAUCAUGGAGGCUGUCGCUUACGUUCACGCUUGUCUCAACCCAGUCCUGUAUUUCUUUGUUGGUACAAAAUUUAGAAAGCAUUUCUGGAAAAUCUUGAGAGGUUUCGGUCUGAACAGAACAUUGGAGGAAACGACUGAUCAUCUGCGGGGAACCGAUGGAGACUCCAAGAAUGUUUCUGCAUCAACAAACCUCUUUGUCACAAGUGUGUAGAGGGUUUCUCCUGAGCACAGAGACAUCAGCGUGGAUCUGAAGAAGAGAGCGGUGACUGGAUUGUGUCUGGCUCUGCUCACACUUCACUCCUACUUCUGUUGUCCUGUCAGCCGAUGCUUGAUGGACCUGUUAGACGUCAGAUUGGAGACCUGACACCAGCAUUGUAUGAGCAACGCUUAAUGAUAACUGAGAAAUGGCAUAUGCUUUAAUAAAUAAUUAAGACUGA